CCGCAAAAAAGAUAUCAUGAGUACACAUUAAUUUGGAAAAUAAAUAAAUUAAAAAUUUAGAACAUUCAAUACAAACCCGCCCGACACACACACACACAAAAACCCAAUUGACUUGCAAAAAUUUCGCUUUUCAAAAUGGAUUUUUUCUUCAACAAUUACAAACCUGACGAUUCCGAAAUUUCCCUUGUCGGCAUAUCGAGCCAUAGCGCAGUAUCGGGCGUAGGACCCGGAAAUGCGCUCCCUAUUGCCGCCAUACCCAGCAUCACCAACACCUUGGAGCAGUGCAACAAGCCUGCCUGCGAUGAAGACGCCGACAUGCAGUGCAUCAUCGACUUGGUCACGGCAACCAUCUGCGAGGCUAAGGCCAUCAUUGAGUCUGAUCCGCGCGGUCUGUUCUGCUACAAGUAUCCCAAGAUGAGGCUCUCCAUUUUAAGCAUGGCCUCGGAAAACCACGGCGAUGGUAUGGCGCCCGGUGGCUCGUACUCAAGUCUAAAAACGACCGUUGUCUACGGGUUGCCGCUAUCAUCUGUCUCCAGUGGCAUUGCCCGCAAGGAUCUAACAAUUGAGAACUUUGAUUACAGCAAUGCCAUUGCUGACAUUCGGGAAUUCAUCAGCAGGUGGACGCUAUCGCCAGACACCAAAUGCGUGGUGGCCAGCAAUCCGAUACGCCACGAAGUUCCCGUCAAGGGUACCAUUUUCUUUGUCGAUGCCCACUUUUCGCGACCAACGCCACGUUGUCCCAAUCCCUUGGCCGUGGCCAAGGUGCGAUUCUUUGUGAGCGUAUCAAAGCUAAUGAUGCCCAGCUAUCCUGUUAUGAUCACCUACCGCUUCGAGGGCUACAACACACUAUACUAUGCCCUCGGGGAGCGUGCCCUCAACUUGCACCACUUCCAGCGCUUCUACAUCGACACCAUCUUGCACAGCAAGCUGAGCUUCUUUGCGGCAAUAGCCAAGUGUCGCCACGGCACCUUAGAGAACCCCAAGGAUAACAUCAGGCCAAAGAAAAGGACAAAAAGCCCGCAGCGAAACUGAAACGCUCGUGUUUUUUUCGU
This is a messenger RNA of Drosophila kikkawai, 1052 nucleotides long. RefSeq lists its product as uncharacterized. Lineage: Eukaryota; Metazoa; Arthropoda; Insecta; Diptera; Drosophilidae. The record is from RefSeq and is a predicted model, not a curated record. Gene Ontology annotation, cellular component: cAMP-dependent protein kinase complex. Gene Ontology annotation, molecular function: protein kinase A regulatory subunit binding.